GCCAGCGACAGAUACAGCGACACGGGUUCGUUGGAAAAAGCUUCUGGGACGCUUUCUUUAUGCUGGAUUGUUUAUCGUGCCGGAUACACGUAGCUGGCCUGCGCUGUUUCACUCAUAUAUCAUAUUCUCAUUUCUGAAGUCAUUUCUAUCCCACCGUGUUUUUGUUACUCUCCUGCCGCUUCGGUGUUUUCAUCGUUAACAAUCACUUUUGUUUUGUAAAGAUAUUCGGCAUCUUUCACCAACCCUAAACGCUCUGCUCGCACAGCAGUAUAUAUAAGUUUAUUCUCGCUUUUCACACAUACUUUGCACCUUCUUCGGAUUCUAGAUCACAACACCAGCUGAGAACCAUGAAGCCAGACCUUAAGAAGGCUAAACUGGACAUCUUCAGCUUUCCCAGCGGCAAAGAUGUCCGCACACCGGCCGAUGUGACGGAAUCCUACACAGACGCAAUGAAGUCCCACCCGUUCUUCGACAACGCGCACACCAUCGCCGAGCUCUACGACAGCGCCACCGUCAAGGAUGGCAAGGGGCGCAUCAUCGGUGUGGUGCUCCGCAAAGCGCUGCCUGAGUUUGCCGCGUCGACGGCUGCCGAUUUGUUGAUUUCAGCAGCGGUGCGUUCGUCGCUGCGGAGCCCGAUGUUUGGCGGGGAGUCCCCGCUGAGUGGCAUUGCGGGGUACUUCGACUACCGCGGCUCGCCGGUGGAGCUGAAGGCGCGGAAGACGUCGUUCACGUACGAACACGAGAAGGACUGGCCCGCGGUCUUCCCCCUCGUGGACUACGUGAGCGAAAUCUACAAGUGCGUCAUGCCGGAGCACUGGGCGGCGCAGGACAGCGCCAUUCCCGACGUCGUGCGCAUCCACGGCGCCCCCUUCUCCACACUGACCAUCAACUCACGAUUCCGCACGGCGACGCACACAGACGCUGGCGACUUCGACGGAGGUUACAGCUGCAUUGCGUGCAUCGACGGCAACUUCAAAGGACUCGCGUUGACCUUCGACGACUUCCACAUGAGCGUGCUGCUGCAGCCGCGCGACGUCUUUGUCUUCGAUUCUCACCACUUCCACUCCAACACCGAGGUGGAGGAGAGCUGCCCGUCGGAGGAUUGGAGGCGGCUGACCUGCGUCUUCUAUUACCGCUCCCCCCUAGGCGAACCGGGCAGUUACGCCGAGUACCAGCGUCGACUGGCGGCUGCGCUGCAGGACAAGGAAGCCAAUCUGGCGGUGAAGGAGGUGCUCGUAAAACCCAACGGCGAGAAUCUGAACCGGCCGUCACCUGUCUUCCCGGUCCAGCCGUCACCCUUUGCUGUUGUUAGCGCACUACACCGCAUGCACCACUGUGCGGCGAAGGCGCUGCGCGUUCACGAGCUGCUGCUCGCCCCCUCCUCCCUUCUCGCAACGACUCUCUUUGGCGAGGAGCUGACCUGUCCCGACGGCUUCCCGCUCCGCAGCUUGGAUGUGAAACUGAAAGCAAACGCAGACGCCACCCAGCGGACGGCGGGUCGCUUCGGCGGCUUCAGCGAGACCGGCACGGUGCUGACAACGGCGGCGGAGAAGAAAAAAUACCUAGAGCGUGCGUACUUGUCCGAGUUCAUCGCGGCAGAGCUUUUAGAGAUGUGGGAGAAGGCCCGGGCGAAGUGGCUGGACUUGGUAGCGAAGGAGUGGAAGCGCCUGAUCGCCAUCAUGCCCGAGCGCACGGACUUCUUGUGGAAGAACACGUCGGACAUGAACGCCGCCUUCUUUGAUCUCUGCGAAGUCGCCAAACAGGUGAUGCUGGGCUUGCUCGAAAAGGAGACCGCCCAGCGAGCAGAGGAGCAGGCGUUCUGGUCGAUGUACGCCGUGCAUCUCAAUGCGGCGUGCACCGAGGAGCUAGGCAUGCCACCCGAAGCGAUGUCGCUCCGCAAGCUCAACGUGAAGCUGAAGGACUUCAACUUUGGCGGGACACGCUACUUCAAGGACAUGCCGGAUGACGAACAGCAGCGGCGCGUGGAGCGGAAGCGGCGCAUUGAGGAGGCGCGUCGCCGCAACGCCGCUUCGUCCGCUGGAUCGGGUGAGCGGCACUCAACGUGGCUGACGAACGACAGCUUCGACUACCAAAGCGAAGACAGGGAGGUGGACUACGCGGCGAACAAUUGGCCAUUGCCGCAGCGCCACGCCGAAGACGUGACGAAGUGCGUGCACAAGGAGGACGUCCCCGCGAGCACGGAAUUGGUGAGGGUGCUCGUGGUUCAUUCCCACCCUUUCGGGAAGGGGCACGGCGGCGACGGCGACUGCAAGGAGGAAGUGGACGAGAACGUGGCGACGUCGGCGGAGUGGCUUCGACUCAUGAGCAGCCCUGCCGUGCAUCGAGUUCUGUCCUCCACACAGCGCAACACGUCGUUGCCACCGGAGUGCUCUCUUGAUAACGUGAAGGUGGCUUUUGCCUACCACGACGAUUUGCCCGAGGAAAAGUUCGACUUCGUCGUUCUGCAGCACGUGCUGAGCGUCAUGCCUGACGACGCGGUGGCAGCGACGUACCUGCGCGGAGUUGGCGCUAUCUGCUCCGGCUGCAUUUUUGUGGCAGAGACCGACGUGCAGUUCCGGCAGUACUACACGCUGCAGUACCCGAUCCGCGCGGCGUACGACGCGGUCGCCUCUACGUUCUUCCAGCUGCUACACCGCGUGGCCUACGGCACCAAGCUCGCACGCACGCGCACGAAAGCGGAGGUCGAGUCCCUCUAUCCUCUCCUUUGCUGCGCGCGGUACAAACUGCAGGGCUCCCCAAUGAACACGGUGGUGCACAUCCUCGCGCCGGAGUGA
Leptomonas pyrrhocoris is the source of this 2795-nucleotide messenger RNA. RefSeq names its product putative DNA J-binding protein. The transcript has a single exon. The coding region runs from base 348 to 2795 and encodes 815 amino acids. The record is from RefSeq and is a predicted model, not a curated record. Lineage: Eukaryota; Euglenozoa; Kinetoplastea; Trypanosomatida; Trypanosomatidae.